Messenger RNA from Echinops telfairi (small Madagascar hedgehog), 2882 nucleotides. It is a transcript of the gene SRPRA, whose product is annotated as SRP receptor subunit alpha. Gene Ontology annotation, cellular component: endoplasmic reticulum membrane; signal recognition particle receptor complex. Gene Ontology annotation, molecular function: ATP hydrolysis activity; signal recognition particle binding; GTP binding. The transcript has 14 exons. Gene Ontology annotation, biological process: SRP-dependent cotranslational protein targeting to membrane. The record is from RefSeq and is a predicted model, not a curated record. Bases 79 to 1995 code for a protein of 638 amino acids. NCBI's taxonomy places the organism in Eukaryota, Metazoa, Chordata, Mammalia, Afrosoricida, Tenrecidae.
CGCCUGGCGCAGCAGGAAGCCGUGGUGAUCCUGGCCUGAGUUUGCGGCGCCGGCUCUCCUGCUGCUGCCGCCGCCGCCAUGCUCGACUUUUUCACCAUUUUCUCCAAAGGGGGGCUUGUGCUCUGGUGCUUCCAGGGUGUGAGUGAUUCAUGCACCGGGCCCGUUAACGCGCUGAUUCGUUCCGUGCUGCUGCAGGAACGGGGAGGUAACAACUCCUUCACCCAUGAGGCACUCACGCUCAAGUAUAAGCUGGACAACCAAUUUGAGCUGGUGUUUGUGGUUGGCUUUCAGAAGAUCCUUACACUGACCUAUGUGGACAAAUUGAUAGAUGAUGUGCACCGGCUGUUUCGGGACAAGUACCGCACAGAGAUCCAACAGCAGAGUGCUUUAAGUCUACUAAAUGGCACCUUUGACUUUCAAAAUGACUUCCUGCGGCUUCUUCGCGAUGCCGAGGAGAGCAGUAAGUUCCGCGCUCCUACUACCAUGAAGAAAUUUGAAGAUUCUGAAAAGGCCAAGAAACCCGCGAAGUCCUUGAUUGAGAACCGUGUGGAAAAGCAGAAAGAAAAAGCAAAGAACAGCAAAAAAAGGGGGGGCAAGAAGGAAGGUUCUGAUAGCAACACUUUGGCUACCAACAAAGCUGUCUCCGCAGAAAAGUCAGGUCUCCCAGUGGGUGCUGAGAAUGGGGUGGAACUUUCCAAAGAAGAGUUGGUUCGCAGGAAGCGAGAGGAGUUCAUGCAGAAGCAUGCAAAGGGUAUAGAGAAGUCCAGCAAGUCCUUGAAGUCAGAUGCUCCAAAGGAGAAAGGCAAAAAGGCGCCCCGGGUGUGGCCAUUGGGUGGCUCUGCCAAUGAGGAAGUCUUGGAUUAUAGCACUCCCACCACCAACGGAACUCCUGAGGUUGCCCUUACUGAGGACAUCAACUUGAUUCGAGGGACUGGGCCUGGGGGGCAGCUUCAAGAUCUGGACUGCAGCUCAGAUGAUGAUGAAGCCUCUCAAACCACCACUAAACCUAGUACUACAAAGGGAACUCUGGGUGGCAUGUUUGGAAUGCUGAAGGGCCUUGUGGGUUCCAAGAGCUUGAGUCGUGAAGACAUGGAAUCUGUGCUGGAAAAGAUGCGCGAUCAUCUCAUUGCUAAGAAUGUGGCGGCUGACAUUGCAGUCCAGCUCUGUGAAUCUGUUGCCAACAAGUUGGAAGGGAAGGUGAUGGGGACCUUCAGUACCGUCACUUCUACAGUAAAGCAAGCUCUUCAGGAGUCCCUGGUGCAGAUUUUGCAGCCACAGCGUCGUGUGGACAUGCUUCGGGACAUCAUGGAUGCCCAGCGUCGCCACCGCCCAUAUGUUGUCACCUUCUGUGGUGUUAAUGGAGUGGGGAAAUCUACUAAUCUUGCCAAGAUUUCCUUCUGGUUGUUAGAGAAUGGCUUCAGCGUCCUCAUUGCUGCCUGCGACACAUUUCGUGCUGGGGCUGUGGAACAACUGCGCACACACACUCGCCGCUUGAGUGCCCUGCACCCACCCGAGAAGCAUCAUGGCCGCACGAUGGUGCAGUUGUUUGAAAAGGGCUAUGGCAAGGAUGCUGCCGGCAUUGCUAUGGAAGCUAUUGCCUUUGCACGUAACCAAGGCUUUGAUGUGGUGCUGGUGGACACAGCUGGCCGCAUGCAAGACAAUGCUCCCCUGAUGACUGCCCUGGCCAAACUGAUUACCGUCAAUACACCUGAUUUGGUGCUGUUUGUGGGGGAGGCCUUAGUAGGCAAUGAGGCUGUGGAUCAGCUGGUCAAGUUCAACAGAGCCUUGGCUGACCAUUCCAUGGCUCAAACACCUCGUCUCAUCGAUGGCAUUGUCCUUACCAAAUUUGAUACCAUUGAUGACAAGGUGGGAGCUGCUAUUUCUAUGACGUACAUCACAAGCAAACCCAUCGUCUUUGUGGGUACUGGCCAGACUUACUGUGACCUACGCAGUCUCAACGCCAAGGCUGUGGUGGCUGCUCUCAUGAAGGCUUAGCGUGGCUCUUGCCCAAUACCAAAUUGCCGCUUCCCCCCCAAGCCCCUAUUCCUGUUUUCAAAAAUGUGCUUUGGAGUAUGUGAGCAACUUGUCUUCAGUGUAGUAAAGACAGAGGAAGAGCUCCAGGGCCUUGCAGCUCCUUCUAACCCCACUUCCUGCCCAGCCUCUGCAAGGAAGGAGAGCCUAAUCAUGUUACAAUCACUGCCCACUGAUACCCAACCCCAUGGUACUCCAACUUCCUACUCAGGCAUCCCCUCCACUGCCUCCAGACUCAGUCUCUUUACAGCUUUGACCAAUUGUUAGAAGACCCAAUACGAGAGCUCUGCAAUGCGAGUGACACCUCAUGGAUUUGGGGAGCCGGCUCUGGUGGGUCUAGAAUACAUAGCUUUCAGGUCCCUGGGGCCAGGAUGACAGCCACUCCCACUGUGGCAGUGUAUGGCUUGUUCUUCAUUGCUGCUAAUUCUGAUGAAUGCCACCCCACUAUUUCCCCAAACCAUCAGUUAGGCCAGGGUGAUGUGUUGCAAAUGAGAGAGAUGAGUCCCCGAUUCCCGCAGAAAUAAAGGGAGCCAAAUUGCAGUGUUGCAUUGGGCUUCUCAGCCCCACUCUCUCCCACUUCGAAAAUACAGAUGUAAGCUUUGCAUGUUCCCUUUCCUGGGAGAAAAUGGUCAGAAAGGUAUCCGUUGCCCCACCUUUCCUCUCCUGAGUAGAUCCUGGCUUUUCCUCACUACUCUACAGUGCCUGGUAGACAAGUGCUAAGUUGAAGACCACGACCCACUUGUUCAGACUUAUAGCUUGGUAUUACAGAUGUGCUAUUAGUGCAAUAGGGUGAAGGCUGUCUACCCAGAGAAAUACAUAAUUUAUAUAGGAAAAUAAAUUUCAUAAAUAAA